UUGACAAUCAUACCCCGCAAGUUAUGAUCGUAUGAGUUCCUCUUUGCGAUGAGGGAUUGUUAUUUAGGUCGGACGUGGGUCCCGCGAUGAUUGGGUUCCAGUCUCUGGACGACUCGACUGCAAACGGACCGCGCAGCUUGACAAACAACAACUCUGCUGCCUAUCCCUCUACGCACUUUCACAAAAUAACCGUAUCUCCCGCGUAUGCCCCUCUGUCAUUAGCAAAUUGAACGCCUUUUUGCCCCGAUACUGGUUUACGAAAGUCUCCCGAAAGACCCAGAGUGUCGCGCCAUGGGGGGUUCUGUUCCAGAAAUACCUGGGAUCAAGGCAGAUCACCAUCUUGCGCAACAAUUCCGUGCAGAAGUCGCCGACCUGCUCGGCCGUCAAGCACUGUCGUUUCCAGGCGCGCAACCAGUUAGUUUCAGCGCGCAUCAUAUCCUGGAAUUACAAAAGCAAGAUUACUACGUGUGCGAGAAAUCCGACGGCAUCCGAUGCCUGAUGUAUUUCGCCGAAGGCGACGAAGGCAGCGAGAUACACUACCUGAUUGACCGCAAAAACGAUUACUAUUUUGUCCCGGGCUUGCAUUUCCCCGUGCCCAACGAUGCGUCGUUUCAAAACUUCCACAUCAAAACACUCGUCGACGGCGAACUGGUCAUGGACACGAUGCCCAAUGGGUCUCAACAGUUGAAAUACCUCGUGUUCGACUGCCUGAUGAUAGACGGGAAUAGCUUAAUGCACCGGACACUGGACAAACGGCUGGCGUAUUUCCGCGACAAGGUCUACAAUCCGUACCGGGAGCUGUACAAGAAAUACCCGGAAGAGAUCCAAUACCUCCCGUUCAUAGUCGAGUUCAAAAAGAUGGAAUUUAGCUACGGCAUCGAGAUGAUGUUUCGGGAUAUCUUACCGCAUCUGCCCCACGGCAAUGACGGGCUGAUCUUCACCUGCCGCAACACACCAUACAAAUUCGGCACCGACGAGCAUAUUCUCAAGUGGAAGCCAGCCAGUGAAAACUCGGUCGAUUUCCGCCUCAACCUUGAGUUUCCCCUGCGCGAACCAGACUCGGAAGACGAGGAAGAAGGCCCCGCGAGCCCGUACCCAGACUACGAUGCCAUGCCUACUUUCCGCCUCUCCGCCAACUACGGUUCUGGGGACAAUCGGCCUUAUGCAACAAUGUACAUGGAAGCGCCGGAAUGGGAGUCGAUGAAGAACAUGGGCGUGCCGCUCGAUGAUCGCAUCGUCGAGUGCUACCAAGAUGCCGCGUAUCGUUGGCGCUUUCUCCGUUUCCGCGAGGACAAAAAGGACGCCAAUCACAUUUCGACCGUGCGCAGCGUCAUCCAGAGUAUAGAGGAUAAAGUCUCCGAGGGAGACCUCAUCCGCGCAGCAAAGGCUAUUCGCGAUCAGUGGAAGAAACGAAUCGCCGCGGAAGAAGCAAAGGCCAGGCACGAGGCCGAAGAGAAGAAACGUCGUACGGCCGCAGCGAAUGCUCGGGGCCCCAAUAAUGAAAACAACGUCCAUGUCCCGGCAAAGCGGAAACUGGAAGAAGAUGAGGAUGAUGAAGAAUGAUAAGAACGAUAAUAUACUAUACCCACCUCUUUUUCUCUUUUUCCUCUCCACUUUUCUUCCUUU
Xylona heveae TC161 is the source of this 1626-nucleotide messenger RNA. Its product is annotated as mRNA capping enzyme, alpha subunit. NCBI's taxonomy places the organism in Eukaryota, Fungi, Ascomycota, Xylonomycetes, Xylonales, Xylonaceae. Gene Ontology annotation, molecular function: ATP binding; mRNA guanylyltransferase activity. Gene Ontology annotation, biological process: 7-methylguanosine mRNA capping. The record is from RefSeq and is a predicted model, not a curated record. Bases 292 to 1563 code for a protein of 423 amino acids. The transcript has 2 exons. Gene Ontology annotation, cellular component: mRNA capping enzyme complex.